Hypanus sabinus (Atlantic stingray) is the source of this 7997-nucleotide messenger RNA. RefSeq names its product zinc finger protein 229-like. NCBI's taxonomy places the organism in Eukaryota, Metazoa, Chordata, Chondrichthyes, Myliobatiformes, Dasyatidae. The coding region runs from base 438 to 1544 and encodes 368 amino acids. Gene Ontology annotation, biological process: regulation of transcription by RNA polymerase II. The record is from RefSeq and is a predicted model, not a curated record. The transcript has 2 exons. Gene Ontology annotation, molecular function: RNA polymerase II cis-regulatory region sequence-specific DNA binding; DNA-binding transcription factor activity, RNA polymerase II-specific.
AUACACCGAAGGCCUUGAAAAUUUCUGGUGCAGGUUCCAAAUGACAAGAAAUUUCUCUACGGGAAUCUAAAAUGCACCACGCCAGUUUUGCUGAAUCUGUCCAGAUAUUUAGGAAGUGGAGCAAGGGAUUCACUCGAUCAUCCUUCCUGCUCAGGCUGUGGGGAGGAUUUCACUCUAUCAUCUGACCGACUGGCACGCCUGUCAUUUUAAACAGGUGAUUCCCAUUCAUCUGCUCAGACGGUAUGAAUGGAUUCAGAUAUUUCAGCUAAAGGGACAUCAGCAAGUUCACACUGGGACAAUGCCAUUCACCUGAUCUCUGUGUGAGAAGGGAUUCAGUAGGUCUUCCCUCCUGUGAACAAACCUGUCAAUUCACACUGGGGCAGAGGCCUUUCACCCGCUCAGACUGUGUGAAGGGAUUCACUAAGUCAUCCACCCUAAUGGCUCACCAACGAGUUCACACUGGGGAGAGGCCGUUCACCUGCUCAGACUGUGGGAAAGGCUUCAGCUGCUCAUCUAAACUGAAGGUACAUCAGAGAAUUCACACUGGGGAGCGGCCAUUCACCUGCUCAGACUGUGGGAAGGGAUUCACUCAGUCAUCUGAACUGAAGGUACAUCAGAGAGUUCACACUGGGGAGCGGCCGUUCACCUGCUCAGACUGUGGGAAGGGAUUCACUCAGUCAUCUAAAUUGCAGGUACAUCAGCAAGUGCACACUGGAGAGAGGCCAUUCCCCUGCUCAGACUGUGGGAAGAGAUUCACUCAGUCAGCCCACCUACGAGCACACAGGUCAGUUCACACUGGGGAGAGGCUGUUUACCUGUUCAUACUGUGGGAAGGGAUUCAUUUUGUCGACUCAGCUACUGAGACACCAGUCAGCUCACACUGGGGAGAAGCCAUACACCUGCUCAGUGUGUGGGAAGGGAUUCACUCGGUCAUCCGCCCUAAUGGCUCACCAGCGAGUUCACACCGGUGAGCGGCCGUUCACCUGCUCGGACUGUGGGAAGAGAUUCACUCAGUCAUCUCACCUACAAGCACACAGGUCAGUUCACACGGGGGAGCGGCCAUUUACCUGCCCGUACUGUGGGGAGGGUUUCACUUUGUCAUCUCAGCUACUGAGACACCAGUCAGUACACACUGGGGAGUGGUCGUUCACCUGUUCAGACUGUGGGAAGGGAUUCACUCGGUCAUCCGCCCUAAUGGCACACCAGCGAGUUCACACUGGGGAGCGGCCGUUCAGCUGCUCAGACUGUGGGAAGGGAUUCACUUGCUCAUCUAAACUGAAGGUACAUCAACGAGUUCACACUGGAGAGAGGCCGUUCAUCUGCUCAGACUGUGGGAAGGGAUUCACUCGCUCAUCUGAACUGAAGCUACAUCAGCGAGUUCACACUGGGGAGAGGCCGUUCACAUGCUCAGUCUGUGGGAAGCGAUUCACUCGGUCAUUUCAUCUGAAGGUACACCAGCGAGUUCACACUGGGGAGAGGCCGUUCACCUGCUCAGACUGUGGGAAGGGAUUCUCUUGCUCAUCUCAACUGAAGGUACAUCAGUGAGUUCACACUGGAGAGAGGCUGUUCAGUUGCUCAGACUGUGGGAAGGGAUUCACACAGUCAUCCCACCUACAAGCACACCGGUCAGUACACUCUGGGGAGAAGCCAUUCACCUGCUCAAGCCUGAAUUAUACCUCUGAGUAGGCACUAUGGUGUAGCAUAUGCAGUAGCCCAUGCAUGUUGUCUACACAGUUGUGAGCAUUUCUACUUGUGUGUUUGUGUGCCUGCGUUGCUCUGCCAAAACGCUAGUUGGUGUUGGGGUGCUAUUCCACUGUGUUGAAUUGACUCGAGUGGAGUUGGGAACGAUGGCAACUGCUGAGUUCAUCUUGUUGGAGUUGGAGCUAAUGGAUGUUGAACAAGAGUUACUUUUAUUGAAAUUACUGCAGCGCAGAAAGAGAGAAAUUUUUCCAUUUCUUUGUGCAGUCCAUGACGUCCAAGCCGCUCUUGUGGAAAUUUCUUUCCACAAAUUUGAUGCCAUUUUCAAGUCUUUAUUGUGUGCCGGUGAAGAGUCGUGCAAAUGUACAUAUUUUCUGACUUCCUCACUUACCCUCUCCUCAAUUUGUUCCAUUUUCCAACUUUGAAACAACAGGAUAUGCGUAGGAGGAAACUAGCUGCUGCCAAGUAGAUCAAUCACAGUUCUUGCUGUCUGUGUCACCACGAUGCAUAGUUACAGUUUUGGGAAUGUGCACGUUAGGCUACAUUAGGCAAAAGACUCUCUUGGAGGCGCUACAUGGAGUCGCUUUCCGGCUUUGCUCUAUUCAUUUUAAAUUUACUUACCACUCCUUUAAUAUCUUUAUCAAAGUGUUUAUAACACUUUUAUAUAUUUGAAUUUGAAUUUUAAUCGACUAAAAUGGCUUACAGAGGAAGAAAGGCAUUAGCUGAAGGCAAGGAAACUGCAAUGGAAAUGGGAAGAAAGCAGGUGUCUUUGAACAGCCUAAAAAGUUUCAACUUACUUUACAGGCUAUCUCGAUUCUUUUGGAUGAAAAACUUGCUAAAAGGUUUACUACCUUGGAAGUAUGGUUAAAGGAGAGUGAAGGUAGGUUGGCAACACUUGAAAAGAAGAACAAAAAACAGCAGUGAGAAAUUUCAUCGCUUGUAACAGCUUGAAACAGAGAUCACAAAUUGAAUUCUUUGGAAAAGAAAUGAACUUUGACCACUCAUAUAUUGGAGCAGAAUAAAGUCAAGAUUAUUGAUUUGGAGAGUCGAAGCCACAGACUGAAUUUGCGAAUAAUAGACACAGUGAGGACAUUGAGAGCUGGGAUCUUACUCAUUUUUUUCUCAAUUCUGAAUGGAGGUCUUUGGCUCAGAGGUUUUUCUUCUCUUCCUGCGCUCGACCGCGCACAUCGGGCGCUGAAACCAAAACCGUCGAAAGGGUUAAAACCGCGUCAUGUAAUUCUACGAUGUCACAAUGGGAAUACUAAGGAGCUCUUCAUUCCGAUUGCUCAUCAGAAAGGAGUUACUGAGCAUCAGCAUCUUAAGUUUCAUUUUGUUGUAGAUUUUUGUCCUGAGGUUAUGCAAGAAAGAUUGCAUUUUAAAAUGGUGAUGUCAGAAUUAUAUCAGAGGAAUCUUUGUCCAGCUUUGUUCUAAACAUUUCACCUAAGGGUUGCUCUGCCCGACAAAUCAUUCAAAUGCUUUAAAUCCGUGAAUGAAGCAAAACAAUUUCUCGAAGAUCUAAGCUUGAACGCAGAUGUCUAAUGUUUUGAAGAUCAAUAUUUGAGCGUGGAUGUCUAUGAAAUUUACGGUUCCUUUAUGUCUGUGUAUCUGGUUUAUUAAUUAACAACCAGCUUAUAGAUUUGGACACUUUAGAACUUUGCCCUUGGGUUGAUUACAGUCGCACUGUGUUUUGACGUACGGACGUUUAUUAUGUUUCCACGUUAAAGUUCCUUUAAUUUUUCCUUCAUUGUUUUACUUUUUUAUUUUUAGUUGUUUGCUUUUGAAAAUCAUUAAGACUUUGAUUUGCUGAUUAUUUCCUUUUUCUUGAAAUAUUAUUAAAAUUGUAUUUUGUGUCAUUUUUAAGACCUUUCCUUUUAAAAUGGUCUGCAAUUGGCUGUUUUUUCUCUAACAUCUGCUUGACAUUCCUCUCGUAAUGUUUUGACAAUGGGUGGUUUGUUUCUUAUUUUUUUUAUUUUGAUAGAUUUGCCCUCAAGGGAGACAAGGGUAGGGAGGUUCUUAGAUAGUUGUUUGGCUAUCUAUUGGCCAGGUUUUUGGUCUUUGUGGUUUGGGGUAGGGGGGGGGGGGUAGGGCUAUUUUUAGUCUAGUAUUUUUUUCUUUUUGGCUGAACUGAAACUACAAAAAUGUCUGUAUUGUCGUAACUUCCGUUUCCUCUUUAAACUAUUUUCCAUCUUCCUGAUUCGUGAGUUUCCUAUGCAAUAUGGUUAACCCUUUACAUACUACAUUGUUUAUUUAAGGAAAAUGGAUAUUCCUAAUUAAUUUUGUCAUUAUUAAUUUUGUUUCAUGGAAUACGAACGGUUUGAAUCAUCCAAUUAAAUGGAAGAAUAUUUUUUGAGUUUUUCAUAGACUGAAUGUUCAGAUUAUUUUUGCGCAGGAGACUCAUCUGAGUAAGGAGGGUAAUCAGCGCUUCCUUAGUUUUCGGAAAGACCAACAGUUUCACUCUAACUCAUCGACUAAGGUGAAAGGUGUUUCUUUUUUUUAUAGACUCCUAGAUUUCAUUUGUUCACUAUGAUACAAUUUCAGACCAAUAUGAUAGACUUCUAUUAAACACCGGUUAACUUUAUGACAAUAAAUUAGUUUUGGUUAAUAUUUAUGCACUAAAUACUGACUAUACUGAAUUUAAGCACUUUUUUGCAUUUCUUCUCAAUUUAUAUGAAUAUAUGGUAAUAAUGGGUGGAGAUUUUAAUUGAUGUCUGAAACGUAUGAUGGAUAAGUCUGUGCCUAAUCAGGUACUUACAAACAAAUCUGCUAUUUUUAUUAAUUCCUUCUUAGUUGACUCUGGAAUUUUAAAAAUUAGGAGGUUUUUAUAUCCUAAUGAAAAAGAGUUCUCUUUUUUCUCAUGUAUAUCAUAAUUACUCUAGAUUCCUUUACACCUUUAUUGAUUUUCGAUUAGUUUCAUUUGUCACUGCCUGUGAAUAUGAUAACAUUGCCAUUUCCGAUCAUGCACCUUUGAAAUGAUCAGUUAAGUUAACUGAUGUAACCUUUGGUACCAAACAAUGGCGGUUCAACUCUAUUUUACUUCAGGGCUUAAAUUUUAUUAAUUUCAUUAAAGGACAGAUUGCUUUUUUCUUUUCUACUAACUCAACGGAAGAAAUUUUAAGUGGGAUAUCACGCAAUGCCUUUAAAACAUAUAUCCGAGGGUAAAUUAUUUCACACUCUGCUGGAUUGAAAAAAAAAUAAUUUCAAAUUAAUAAUGAAAUACGUACAUUGGUUGAUAAGAUUAAAGAAAUUGAUAGAAAUAAUUCUAUUGCUCCCCAUUUGAUGCUUUUUAAAGAGAGAGUUGAACUUAAGAUGCAACAUCAUUUGUUAUUAACAUCCCCGAUUGAAAAUCAGUUACUUUAUAUAUUUGUUGAUAAAUUGGGUAAAUUAUUGGCUAACCAAUUAAAAGCUGCUUUAGCGAAACUUCAGAUUAAUAGGGUUCUUAAACAGGAUGGUACUUUGACGGUUGACCAUGACGAAAUUAACAAAUUUUUUCAAGAAUUUUAUACCAAUUUAUACCAAUCAGAAUUUCCUGAGGAUUCUAUCAUAAUGCAUGAAUUUUUCAGGAAAUUAAAUAUUAUGAAAUUAUCAGUUGAUGAACAUUUAGUAUUAGACACACCCAUUACUGAAGAGGAAAUAAAGAAAGCAAUUUAUUCAAUGAAUUCUGGUAAAGCACCUGGUCCGGAUGAGUAUACAGCUGAAUUUUUAAAAUCUUUUUCCGGUUUACUUUCUCCCUGGUUAGGUAAAAUUUUUAAAGAUGCUUUAUUUGUACAUAAGUUACCGCAAACAUUUUAUGAAGCAUCAAUUUAUUUAAUUCCCAAAAAUGAUAAAUGAUCUUACUGAAUGUGCAACAGACAGAACUAUAUCUUUGUGAAUGUUGUAUCUAAAAUCCUUUCUCAAAUAUUAGCAAUUAGAUUGGUGAAGAUAUUGCCACAAAUUGUCUCCGAGCAUCAGGCAGGAUUUAUUAAAAAUCAUUAUACACAUUUUAAUGUUUGGAGGUUAAUGAACAUUGUAUACAUGACUUUAUCUAAGACACCAGAAUGUGUUAUCUCGGUCGAUGCCGAGACGGCAUUUGAUACAUUUGAAUGGGAAUAUUUGUUUAAAAUACUAGAGAAAUUUACUUUUAGCCCAAAAUUUAUAUCUUGGAUACAAUUGAUAUAACAUAUACCUUUGGCGUCUGUUUCACUAAUAAUCAGAGAUCCCCUUUCUUUAGGCUUUUCCAAGGUACUAGACAAGGCUGUCCCUUACUAUCAGAUAUUGGCCUGGAGCCCUUGGCAAUUGCUAUUCGUGAUUCACCCAAUAUAUUUGGUGUUACUCAUGGGAAUGGGACGCGUAAAGUAUCACAAUAUGCAGAUAACCUGUCGCUAGAUAUUUCUAAUCCAGAGUAAUCCAUUCCUGCAGUAAUAACACAUCUUGCACAGUUUAGUAGUUUUUCUGCUUAUAAACUGAAUCUUAAUAAAAGUGCUUUCCCCAUUAAAUAUGCAAGUCUCAAUUUACAGACAGUUACCAUUUAGAUUGCUUGCUGAUUAUUUUAUUUAUUUGGGUGUUAAAAUUACUAAGAAGCACAACGAUUUAUUUAAAGUUAAUGUUUACCCUUAAUUGAUCAGGCUAAACAAUUGUUUACUAAAUGGUCCCCAUUGUCCUUAUCCUUGAUUGGUUCCAUUAAUGCUAUUAAGAUGAUUAUUUUACCUAAAUUUCAGUACCUAUUUCAGGCAGUAUCAAUUUUUAUCUCUAACAUUUUUUUAAUAUUAUUGAUUCUAAAAUUUCUGCAUAUGGAUGGCAGAAUAGAAAUCCCAGGUGAAAUUAGAAAUAGUUACAGAAAUCAAAAAAGGAAGGCGGCUUGGUUUUGCCGGAUCAUAGUUUUUAUUAUCGGGCAAUUAAUAUUCGAUAUUUAAUGUUUUGGACACAAGAGUUGAACCUUGAGCAUGAGUCUCGACAGGAGUUUUCAUUGGCUUCUAUGUUAGGGGCUGUGGUUCCCUUUGCACUUACUAAAUUUAGUAAGCAAAUGGUAAUUACAAUAAUUAAGCAUACAAUAGGAAUAUGGUUUCAAUUUUGGUACUUUUUUGGACCAAAUAAAUAUAUACUGUCAAGUUCUAUUAUAUCUAUUUUUUUUUCUUUCAACCAUUUAAGUUGAUCAAGCUUUUCUUUUAUUGCAAACAAAGGGAAAAUUAUGUUUUCGUGACUUAUUUAUGGAUGAUUGUUUUAUUUCUUUUGAACAGCUUUCUAAUAUAUAUAAUUCGCCUAGAUCACACUUUUUCAGAUAUAUACAGAUUAGAAACUUUUUGAAUGUUAUUUUACCUUCUGUUCCGAUAUCACAUCAAAUUGAAGUUACGGGGGAAAAGUUCAAAUCCACAUCAGAAGAGUUUAUUAUCAUUUAUUUAUGAUUUAAUUAUGAAAAUACACUUGGAUACUUCUGAUAAAAUUAAGAAUGAGUGGGAAAGAGAACUUCGGAUACCUUUACCUAUGCAGAAAUGGGAGAAAAUUCUUGAACUAGAAAAUACCUCUUCAGUGUGUGUCAGACAUGCCUUCAUGCAAUUUAAGGUGGUUCAUCGGGCUCAUAUGUCCAAGGAUAAGUUUGCUCAUUUUUACUGCCAUUAAAUCCUGUUUCUGAUGGAUGUAAUUCCGAGGUAGCUUCCUUGACACAUAUGUUCUGGUCUUGUCCUCUUCUAAAAAAAUAUUGGAAGGAUAUUUUGAGAUAUUAUCUCAGUAGUUCUGCGUAUUGAUUUACAACCACAUCCUACUACCGCAAUUUUUGGACGACCGGUGAUGGACUCUAGUCAUUUAUCCUCGUCAGCUUGUCGUCUAAUUGCAUUUGUUACAUUAAUGGCCAGCAGAUCUACUUUACUUAAAUGGAAAGAUUCCAAUCUCCCUACUACAUUUGAAUGGUUUUCCCAAACCAUAACAUGUCUAAACUUGGAAAAAAUUAGGAGUGGUACUGUGGAUCCUUCGGUUGAAUCUGAAGAGACUUUGAGGCCAUUUAUUCAAUAUUUUCAUAUGCUGUAAGUUGACCCUUUCCGAAUCUUGUGUAAUAAGUUUUUGUUCUUGUAUAGACGAGCGGAGUUAACGCCAAAUAAUUUCAGCCGUUGUAAUAUGACAGCCCAAUUCUGUCUUUUUUUUUAAGUUUAGUGUUUUUUCUAGUUUACGAUUUUUUUCUCCUUAUUUAAUAUCUCUUUCAUGGUUAGUUGCUAUGCGAUUAGGAGGUUAAACUAAAUUUGUCAUUUGAAAUCUGUGCUUUUACGUGUCAACCGUUAUUAAUGUAAUCCCGAUCUCUUUGUAUCGUUAUAUAAUUGCUAUGCUUAUUGAAUU